AUGAAACUCGUUGUUCGUGUCCAGUACAUCGGCGAGCGCGCCAAGCAGCUCCUGCGCGAAGAGCAAGCACCCGAGUACACGCGUGGCCUCAUCGAUGACCUCGAGCACUAUGGCUUCCCAAUGCCGCAUGAGCAGAAGCCAAUUGAGAAAUCUGGCUUCAUGCUAUGUGUCUGGCAUGUUGAUAGGGACAGCGAAAUGCAUCGCGCGAUUCAGAACGGUUUUUCGAGGGCUAAAGCCGAGGCGGGUCUGCUGAGUGUGCGGUCUAUUCGAUACAUUUCCUUGAAUGAAGAUGGGAUAACGCACACAACGUCCCUCAUGAACAAGGCAUACAAACCCAAGUCCUACAACAAGGCCGAAUCCAUCCCCCGCUUCUACCCAGCAUCUGCGUAUCCAAGCACGGACCACGAGCCUAAGACGUUCGGGAAGGCCCCCAAAGCCCCUACAUCGAUCAACCAGGCACGACGAGGGGUCACACCGCUUUCUCACCGCAUCGGUCAGGAGUACGACCCGCGCAAAGGAUUGGACGAUGUUGAUAUGUAUUCCCCAACUGAACGCUCUCCUCCACGGGAGGGCGACGGCUCCUCCGCAAUGAUCGAUGUGACUCAGAAGACGCUCUUGCAACUUAGUCAGUCUUCGGCGUUCCAGAAUUUACUUCACCGCGCAGGUCCUAUCGUAAGCAUCGGUUCCGCUCUCCCUCCACAGCAGGCGUCGUCGUCACCAUUGGACAUUCACAAUCUCCAGGCACUUUUGCAGAGGGCUGGCGUCAGUGCACAAGCACAGGCCAUCCUCGCAAGCCAGAUCGCUCAACCUACGAGCUUGGGAAGCACGUCGCUCAACCUGACAAUGGGACCGUUGACGGGAUCCGGCAUCGCUUCUUCGGAUCUUUCCUCUUCUCGUCCCAUGUCGACCACCUCUUCCCGAGAGCAGGCUGCUGCGGUCAACGAAGCGCAACGAGAGUUGUGGGGUGUCCGCCGCCAGAUCUCUGCCUCUCGGGCACGCGAAGAGGAGCUGAUGCGUCAACUAGAACGCCUCGGGCAAAACGUCUCGCCUAUGGAAGCCCCUGGUUCCGGGCAGUCAGACGCUCGCCUGAAGACCCUUCAGGAUGAGAAUGCAGGUGCGUGGCUAUCUAUUGGAUCGCUCCAGGAAAACAUCAAAGCGGAAAUGGUGGCCCGCAAGGUCGCGGAAGCGAAGUUGCGUGCAGAGCGGCUGCGGCUAGAAGAUCUCGAGAGGAAGGUGCAGCAGGAAAGCUCGCAGCAGAUGAUGGUCCCAGCCCUGCUGGACGCGUUCAUGAAGAUCGGCCAGAUCUCUGGGGAGUCUCUCAAGGAAGCCAGCCCGCCGUCGGCAAACGGCGGGCCCCGCCCCAGUGCUGGCCAGGGCACCGCUGCCCGCUUCGCGCAUGGCGAUGCGUCCGGUCCUUCAACCUCUCCGAGGUUCUGA
This is a messenger RNA of Epithele typhae, 1437 nucleotides long. RefSeq lists its product as uncharacterized. The record is from RefSeq and is a predicted model, not a curated record. The coding region runs from base 1 to 1437 and encodes 478 amino acids. The transcript has 8 exons. NCBI's taxonomy places the organism in Eukaryota, Fungi, Basidiomycota, Agaricomycetes, Polyporales, Epitheliaceae.